CCAGCUGAACACGUGCAGGCCUUGCGCCUAGUAUAUCACUGAUAAAAGAAGUGCUCCCCUAGCCCUAGGUACGGGCCUACGGUGAUAGUACAGAUAAGCAGUUCGCAUGUGGUGUCACUCCGGGGUGCUCAGGCCUGGUUAAUUAUGUACUAUACAGCCAGAGUCGCUGUUUAAUGAUUUAAAAGAAGUGUCGCUAGUGGUAUACUAUUGCAAAGCGCAGAGACUAGAUCCGAACUCCGAAGUAUUGUUGGAAUCAGCGAACGUUCAACUCAAUUGGUUCAACUUACUCAAGCGGCAGCACCACCCAUGCCAUGGCAUCGACUACACUCUUCAACUUCAGUGUGUCUUCUCAGGUGUUCCUUAACCCAGUUGACUGGAAGACCGUGCAGCAAGGGAUGAGGGACAUCUUCUUGGACUCUGGGUUCGAUGGCUGCCCCCACACUGUGUCCUUUGGGGCCAAUAACGGCAGCUUGAUAUUGUACUCCGGUCCCGAUGGGCGGUCGGCGGUUGUGCAGAGCUACGCGGAGGGCCUGAUCACAGUCAACAUGCAGGAACCUUCCAAGCAGGAACAUUUGCUGAUGGCGGAACAGCUGUGCACUCUGGAGAAGAGGUUGGCCACGCUGCUUGGUUGCGAAAAGUCCAAAAGGUUUCCAAGAAUCCAGCGAAGUAUCAGUCCCUGCGACCCUUACAUACCGACGGUCGACAACCGCCUCGUGGAGUACGACUUUGACCGGAUUGUGUUUGAGGAAGAUUCCAAGUACCAGAACAUCAAGAUUCAACACUCGCCGCAGUAUGGCAACAUGCUGAUUUUGGACAACGACCCAAAUUUGGCAGAGAGUGACAUCGCCUACACCAAGGCCAUCACAGGUAACGGUCGACAGGACUACAGGGGCAAGGAGAUUCUGGUCCUCGGGGGAGGGGACGGUGGGAUUCUUCACGUCCUGCGACAGGAAGACCCAGCCAUGAUCGUCAUGAUAGAGAUUGACGAGGUCGUCAUCAAUGCAGCUACAAAACACUUACGAGGAAUUUGCUUUGAUUCCAUGGACGAGCUGGAAGGCUCCAAUUACAAAGUAAUCGUCGAAGAUUGCGUUCCCGUCCUGAAACAGUACGCCACAGAAGGCAAGCAGUUUGACUAUGUCAUCAAUGACCUUACGGCAAUUCCCAUCACAACUGAACCACAGGGUGAUCAGUGGGACUUCCUGAGGCUGAUUCUAGACCUGUCCAUGAAGGUCCUGAAACCGACUGGCAGAUAUUUCACGCAGGGCAACGGAGCCAACAUGCGGGAUGCGUUGGCCAUGUACGAACAGCAGCUGGGCAAGUUGAGUUUCAAAGUUGAAUUCAGCAAGGAGACGGUCUGCGUCCCUUCCUACAUGGAGAUGUGGGUCUUCUAUGAGGUCUGGAAGCAGCAAGGCCAGAACGGAAGCUGAACAGAAUGCCACAGCAGGUGUAAAUCCAAGUACAAGAUAUGUCCAAUUUCCUUUUCACCGAAGAUUUUCUAAUCCAUGCACUCAUAGGGUUUGAUCAGUAGGCCACAAAUACCAAAGGUGACUGUGUGGUGUUGGUGCAAGGUAUUGUUUGUUCAUUUGUCCUUAAAGGGAGUGAACACUAUUGGUUUUUUGUCGUAAUUUCACAAGAUUACACUGUAUAAUAUUCACAUUCACAUUCCACCGACUUGUUUCAUGUUUGAGUCAACUGUUUUGUGAAAAAUUGAGAAAAGCAGUGUGGCAUUUUCAACGCUGAAAUCGAAGGUCUUGUAAUUUAUGUUGUGUGAAAUCUAUGGAUUACAGGGCAGUCGUAGUAAGCGAAUAACAUCCUUGGGGUCAGAUCGGGAAACAGGCAUGACCGGUUCUCUUUCCCUUAAAAAAGGAGCAGUUUUUAACGGUUAGGAGUAAUCACUGAAUUUACCUUGGAGUAAUGCACCUCUUUGGCAAUGUAGCAUUGCGGAUUUAUGAAAAACUUCAUCCAGGGGCACUGUCAACUUGUGUCCGUGGCACCGAAACGAGUUGGCCUAUAUGACAAUGCACUUACGCGAGCAAAUGUGCUUAAUGACCGCACUUUCACGUCAGUUGACGCGUCAGUGAAAGUCUAAAAACUCCAUUCUUGAUUUACUAAUAAUUAGAAGCAAAGAGGAAAUUAUGUCUGGAAACACGGGAGGUUUAACGUGUGGAAAUCAUACUUGCUGUUGACGGAAAUCCCUUUCACCGUUCUGCUCGGAAACAGCCACCAUAUUUGGAUCAUACCAUUAUGCUCUAGGGGUGAUUUUGAAUUCACAAAGUUUUCACAUUAAGAAAAUCCUUUCCUUAAGUAAAAUUUAACUUUAUACUGAUCCAAUUUAUUUUAUACUUUACACUUUACACUCAGGUUCCUAUAAUUUCAGUUUAUAAUGCUUUUGGUGAAUUUCUGUCGGUCUAUUUUGAGCUGUUUUUAGGUUUACCUGUUCAUUAAUGGAGACUCCCACAACAUCUACAACCUCGACACACAAGAAAAUUGGCGCCUGUUAAAGAAUGUGAUGUGCGAAGGAAAAUGAACUCAGAAUAUGCUAGUCUGCUGACCAUCGUAAAAAAGAGAACAAAAUUUCUGUUUUCUGGAGACUAAAGCAUUCUGGGCAGAAAGAUUUGGCAGACUGAUUGAGGCUGUUGUGUACUUUUUCACGUGAGAUAUUUCAGGAUUAUACACUUGUCCACUGUAUUUUACCAAUGGUGUACACUACCUUAACAUGGAUUAACUCCGUAUAGCUUAGUUAUUUAGUAUUUUUUCCAUGGCUGAUGUAACAUUAUUUCUGUAAAAUAUUCUUCUGUAGAGAUCGAAAUUGGACACAUUACAGUGCUUAGAAAUCA
Molecule: messenger RNA, 2837 nt
Organism: Acanthaster planci (crown-of-thorns starfish)
Lineage: Eukaryota; Metazoa; Echinodermata; Asteroidea; Valvatida; Acanthasteridae
Product: spermine synthase-like
Biological process (GO): spermine biosynthetic process
Molecular function (GO): spermine synthase activity
Source: RefSeq, a predicted model, not a curated record